AUGAAAACGGUCUCAUUGCUUUGGACCCACCUACUGACGGCUGUGAUAGCAGUAAUAUUAACAACAGGAAUAUGGUUAACGGUCAAUCAUGUCAUCAUUGCACUUUCCCGAGAAUUCAAUCAGGCCUUCUUUAAAUUUACGAAAUUGCCAGAUUUCAAGCCGUUUUUGGUUCUAAAACCACCAAAUUCUGCAUUCGGACAGUUUUCAUUCCAAAACUUUUAUUGGAGAAUAUCUCUUGUAGUGUCAUUUGAGCUUGAAAGGUGGUAUACCGAUAGCAAUUUUAAUCCUACUUAAUCAGGCUCACCGAAAACGUUGAUACGGAGACCCCGGUGACAAGAUCAUGUAGUAAUUGAGGUGGUGAAGUAGUUGAGACAAGAAAAGUAAUUGAGAUUUUGUAGUGAUUGAGAUAGGAUGAAGUAGUUGAGGCAAAAAGAGUAACUGAGCCCAUAUAUUAUAGGGCACCGCACAGAAUUGGCGCUCUGUUGAGAAACUCUUUUUGCAGUGCAAAUUGAGCGACGUCGCAAACUCGGCCCCGAGGUACCUCGGGGUCGAGUUUGAAAAGUUAGACCACGUUUUCAGUGGAAAAUUACUUCGCGGCCUAGAAAUUCGGCCAGAUUGCGAACAGCGCGCCCUUUCUGUCCGGUGCCCCAAUAAUAGUAGUUUGUGUAUCAUUCAAACAAAUUUUGUGUAUCAUUCAAAUCGAAGCACUUUUUCGAGUCAGGCCUUUCUCGGGUCUUUCAGAAAUCGUCUCUUAUAGGACAGCCACACCAACUUUAAAGCAAAUCUCAAGCGUAGUUUACGCAAAGCUUAGGCAAAACUUUAAAUAAACGUUACAACAAAUUGCCGAGAGAAAAAUUGAUAAUACCUACCACGACACAGUGUUGAAUUUUAUUUCACUAAUUUCUGCAGACAUACUUUGUUGCCGUUUCUCCCAAAAACAAUGAGAUCAUCAACAAUUACAACUACAAUAACGGUACACCAUCGAAUGGUCCGUCUUGCCGAAUCCCAGAUAUGCCAAAAUGUGAAGAAAGUUGCGAGUAAACUGUACCACUUACAAACUUAUUUAUAUUUUUACAUAUUCAGAUUUGUCAUAUGUGAAUCAAUUCCAGAGGGUCUCGUUUUUAACUCAAGUUAUCCAACUUUCACAACAACAACCGAUUGCUGGAUGAGACUGAUGAGUGAGUUCGAAAUCUCAAAGUCUACCAGUGUUCUCUAUUGAUGAAAACUGUUAAUAUUGAGCUUCAGAUGAAGCUACCGAUGAUAUUCUUAUUGGUAGCUACUAUUGGAGUUUGUUGGUCAAUGAUACUGGCGAUGGCUAUUCAACGGAUGCAACCAACACGAGUGGAGAUGUAAUUAUUUUUUCUGAAAUAUUAAAAAUUACUAUUCUUGCCUCUACGCGUCCACAGCACACACCUUUAAAAUUUAACUUUUUUUUCCGGGGCGCACACACGCAGUAAUUUAAAAUAUAACUUUUGCACAACCUACCAUAUAAAGUUAUCUAAACUUUGCGCAAAAGUUACAGAGCUUCACCCUGCCGAUUUGCCCUGUCAACCUUGUCCGAUCCAUUACAUCAAAACUUUGCUGUCCAAAAUUACACAAUUACUGUAAAUACUGUAUCAGAAGGGUAGGCUGGUCGAACAGGUGCCUGUUUUUUUCAGGCGCAUGUUCGACCAGCCUACAGAAGGGCAUCUAUUAUAGGGGCACCGCACAGAAAUGGCGCUCUGUUGAGAAACUUUUUUUGCAGUGCAAAUUGAGCGACCUCGGGGCCGAGUUUGAAAAGUUAGGCAGUAUUUACAGUAUGUUGCUCCGAAUAAUAAUAAAAAACUCCAGGGUGCUUUGAUCUACAACUCAAUUCUAUCUACUGCCAUGAAGCGGAACGUAUCAGUUCGAAUUACACAGAAUUAUAAGGAAGGAGGUUCGCCUGUUUGUCUUCGUUUCAAAAAAAAGUGCUCAUGCAGGGUAUUGGGAAACUUCCAACCUUGUGGAGAAGUCGAAUGGAAAAGUUCGCGUAAGGAGUCUCAAUUUCGAAAAUUGGUAGUAAUGGACCUGUAAUGGACCUAUUGAGUCGAGUAAAAUACUAUUAUUUUACUACUUUAUUUUUACUACUAGUAUUUUACUACUAGUAUUUUACUCGACUGAAUAGGUCCAUAAAACAAAGAACAACGAUUAACAAUCUUUCAUAAGUAGGUAUCCCGGUGGAAUAUUGCACACAAAGUCUUGGUCAAUUGACGGUCGACACUUUUACAUCGGAUCCGCCAACUUUGACUGGCGAUCACUGACGCAUGUCAAAGAGCUCGGUUUAGCAGCAUUCAACUGUCCAUGUAUAGCAGAGGAUCUCAAAAAUCUUCUAGAAGUUUAUUGGAGAAUGGGAGCGCCCGGAGCGACUGUUCCUGAACAAUGGGACGACAAUCUCGCCUCUCCGGCUAAUCACGAACACCCUAUGAGCGUUUUUCAACCAACAGGAAGUCAAGCCAUGUAUAUAUCGGUUUGUGAUGAACACAAAUUUAAUAAUUUAGGGUGAUUUUAGUGUUUUAGUGGGCCGGGCCGAAAAAUCACAACUAUGCUAUUUUCGAAAAUAAUAGAGCAGUCUGGGUAAUCACUCUACCGUAUACCAUUCAAAUCGAAGUACUGUCAGUUUUUCGUGCGGAUCUCACUCAGAAAUUGUCCCUUAAAACCAAGUUUGAGCAAUUUUUAAUAAGGAUCGCUCUUUAUAGGCUUCUCCUCCCGGAUUUCAAGCUUGUGGCCGGGAAGACGAUCUGGCAGCAAUGAUAAAAACUAUUGACGAAGCGAAGGUACGUUUUUUUUUCAUUUGUAAUUGAUGCAGUCACAGAACCACUCUACUUCUUACUUUUGAUUUUAAGGCCCGCACUGGUCGAAGCGGGCACGCAGUGGCCGAGAAGUUGAAGCUUGCUAAACUUUUCCCCAAAUUUUUCUAUAGCAUGUGAACCACAGCUGCUGUAUCUCGCUUUGAAAAGCUUAAGCCCUAUGAAACACGGGCAUUUAAUUCUGAGAGUACAAACAGUUUAGGGCACAACAAUUUUAGGGAAAAAAUUUGGAUCACUACUUCCCUAAUUUUUCACUUCUUUCUUGUAUUUAUGAAUUUUCCGGCAGAAGCAGUCAUACGGGCAGGCGGGCCGAGGCGGGCCGGGCGGAAAAGUCACAACUAUGAAUCUUUCUGGGAUUCGACGGCAUUAUUUAUGAAAAAAAUGUUGUCUAACCCCAAAAUUGUAAGAAGUUGUGCCCUAAAAUUAUGCAGCAAUUGUACCCUAAAAUUGUUGUCCCCUCGAAUUGUUGUACCCUGUUGUGCCCUAAAAUUGUUGUACCCUCGGAAUUAAAUGCCAUGAAACCCUGCGACGUGUUUUGCGUCACGUGAGAAAAUUUUGUGCUGUUCUUUUAAAGGCUCACCGCAAUUUUCUUAAUUUUGAUUAUACUUGGUGGCAUGUAACUAUUUCCACAAAUUCAUGAUAAAUUGAAAGAAUAUAUUAAUCAGGACUAUGUUUACCUCGCUGUUAUGGACUACUCUCCUUCGACCUUGUAUAUGAAAAAUGCAAACAAAUGGAAACCUGAAUUGGACAAUGCUAUUAGGAGAGCCGCAUUCGAAAGAGCUGUGCAAGUUCGUUUUAUGGUAUCUUUGUGGCCUCACACUUACGAUGAUAUUUACGGUCUAAUGUACUCACUGCAAGAUAUUUCCGACCAUUUGCCAUGCUACGAGUACAAUGACAACGGUGAGUGUUUUUCUUGUUAUAGGGUUAUGCAGAGGGUUCAAACACAACUGCUUUCGUUUUUUCCAAUACUUCCUAUUGUACUCCUCUAAAAAGUACCUCGCUAGCUCGGUUUUCAUUCAAUUUUUAGUGGUGUAUUCACAGUUUCUCGAACUUCUUUGAUUUAGACCAGCCUAGCUCGGUGUAAGGUUUCCGAAGUGAGAUACAGCUUCACGUGAUGUACAAGGGUGGCCGAAGUUUUGUAAUGCUGCAGAGGGAAGAAACGAAAACAACCUUUUCUGCUAACCUCUGCACAAUUAUAAAUUCAGGGUCCUGUGUCAAAAAAGGGUCAAUUGAAGUUCGGUUCGUGGAAGUUCCAGCUCUACAAUAUGGCAAAAUUCCAUACGCCAGGGUUUACCACAAUAAAUAUUUUAUAACAGAGAGUUCAGCAUACAUUGGUAAAUAGUAAUACAAACAUUUUUUUUGCUCACAAAAAUAUUUUGUCAGGAACAUCGAACUGGUCUUCGGACUAUUGGCAGUACACAGCCGGCAUUGGAAUAAUCAUUCGUUGUGACGAUGCAACCGCCCAUUCAAAGUUGGUGCAGCAAUUUACGUCAGUGUUCGAAAGAGAUUGGACGUCGGCCUACACUAUUCCUCUCCAGAAUUUCACAAUUUCCGGGAAAUGGAAAACCUCAGUCAAUCAAUUUGCUCAUUCGUAA
Caenorhabditis sp. 36 PRJEB53466 is the source of this 4420-nucleotide messenger RNA. The record is from the annotation of a GenBank genome assembly. NCBI's taxonomy places the organism in Eukaryota, Metazoa, Nematoda, Chromadorea, Rhabditida, Rhabditidae.